UUAAGAGAGAAUUUGAUAUGGAUAACUUUGAUAUUGAAGACCCAUUGAAGAGCUUGGAAGAUCAUCAAUCUGAUUCAGUUCCAGCUCUCUUCUCUUCAGAAUCUCAUCACAUGCCUUCUCUCAACUACUUCUAUUGUUUAAAGACCAGUGACUUCCAUGUUUCUUUCCGGCAGGAAGCCAUUUCUCUCAUUUUGCAGGCGCAGUAUUCCUGUAACCUUGACCCUUACACGCAAUACCUGGCUAUCAACUACAUGGAUCGGUUCAUCUCUUGGCAAGAAAUCCCUCAAGGUAAUCCAUGGGUUGUGAGGCUCAUUGUGAUAGCUUGCAUUUCUCUGGCCGCGAAGAUGAAGGAAAUACAUUUCUCCUUCUCUGAUUUUCAGAGGGAAGAAAGAUUCAUAUUUGAUCCCCCAGUUAUCCAACGAAUGGAGCUUCUGGUUCUGGACGCCUUGAACUGGCGAAUGAGAUUGAUAACACCCUUCUCCUUCAUCACUUUCUAUUUAUCUUUGUUCGAACUUAAAGAUCUACCUUUGUCACAAGCAUUAAAAGACAGAGCAACCGAUAUAAUCUUCCAAGCUCCUAACGAAAUCAAUCUGUUAGAGUUCAAGCCAUCAAUAACUGCAGCGUCAGCUCUUCUUCUGGCAUGUCAUGAGCUAUUCCCGUUGCAGUUCCCAUCUUUCGAAAUCUCAAUUUUGUCUUGUGAAUACGUGAAUAAAGAGAUGGUGCAGAAAUGCUUUGAUGCAAUGCAAGAAAUGGUGAAUAACGAAGUGAGUGAAUCGAUGGUAGAGGUUGUGACAAGUUCAAGCACAAGAAACCCAAUAAGUGUUUUGGACUGCCACUGCAGCAAAUCAGAAAGCGAGAGUUCUACCAACAGCACCACGGCAGCCACCGUAACGCCCGAAAACAGAGGAAUCAAGCGACGCAAAUUGAAUGGUUUUUGCAGCGAAAGUAAUAUGAUGAACAUUUCCCAGAUUCAACCAUGUGAAUAAGAGUGUCAGCUAGGGAAAAGGGCCAUGAAUGGCACACUACCACUAUUAUAGCCCCUCAUUGUCUCGCCCUUUUCUUUGACUAGUAAAAAUUUUGAAAAAUAAAAUGAAAUAAUUGGAGACGAGAGAAAUUAGGCAAUCUAAUCCAUUUUGCUUGAUGGUUUAUUAUUUGUUUAUUUACUUGCCUCAUUAAAUUUAACCGGGUGACAUGCCAACUGUUGGAGAAGGAACAUGAAGUACCAAAACA
Hibiscus syriacus is the source of this 1230-nucleotide messenger RNA. Its product is annotated as putative cyclin-D6-1. The record is from RefSeq and is a predicted model, not a curated record. Bases 18 to 986 code for a protein of 322 amino acids. NCBI's taxonomy places the organism in Eukaryota, Viridiplantae, Streptophyta, Magnoliopsida, Malvales, Malvaceae. Gene Ontology annotation, molecular function: cyclin-dependent protein serine/threonine kinase regulator activity. Gene Ontology annotation, cellular component: nucleus; cyclin-dependent protein kinase holoenzyme complex; cytoplasm. Gene Ontology annotation, biological process: regulation of cyclin-dependent protein serine/threonine kinase activity; mitotic cell cycle phase transition. The transcript is spliced from 6 exons.